CUGAAGAGAACAAACACAGUCAUGGCACCUACAGUCAGUGCAGCGAUGAUCAACACCGAAGGACAAAUUUCACUCACAAAUAAGCUGAGAAAGCCAAUAAUACAGAAGGUCCGCAGAGAACGUAUCAACAGCAGCAUCGAGAAGCUCAAGUCUCUUCUGAGUGAAGAGUUCCUGAAGCAACAGCCCGACUCCAGACAGGAGAAAGCUGAAAUCCUGGAGAUGACGCUUGAUUUCUUGAGACGACAGCAGCAGAAGUCAAACAAUCUUUCCACCUGCUCUCCUACUGCUAGUGAGGGUUACUCCAGAUGUGUUCAGGAGAGCGUCAACUUUCUGUCUCAGUGUCAAGUGCAGACUCAGUCCCACAGAAGACUGCUGAAGCUCUUCCUCAACAUGCAGACGUCCACAAAGAAGAACACACGUGUCUCGUCUCAACUCAAUUCACAAGCCUGUCAGACCAACAGCACAGACAAACCUACAGCCUGCUGUCAACUAUGGAGACCCUGGCAGAAGCCACUUUGUUUUUAAUAGACAACAAUGUAAACAUCCAUGUGCAACUCUGUUAUAAGAGGACAUUGUAGAUCUCUUUCAAGAGAGAUUAUUCAUAAGUAUUCCUACAUUAGGAAAAAAAUUGUUUUUGCAAUGAGUAAAUCAUGCUUCCAUAGGGAAGCCUUCUGAAUAUGUGCUAUGUUAGCAAUGCUUAGAGGUUAUUAAAUAUCUCAUAAUGAGACGCAAUAUUUGUAUUUUAUAAAUACACACGUUUUCUAUGAAGAUUCACUGGAUCUUGUUUUUUGUAAAAUGGUUCUUCUUUGAAGAUUUUGUUGUAGAUUUAAUAUAAUCAAUUAUGGCUAAUAUAAAUGCUUUUAUAAAGACUAAUUAAGUCAAUUUGUGUUUUAAACAACUGUGAGAUUUGUCAGAAUAAUCAUGCACAACUGUAGUUAAUAUGACAGUAAGCCUAAAUGAAGAUGCUGAUAUCUGCACAUUGUAUGUGAAGAAAAUAAAAAUCAACUUUAA
Messenger RNA from Triplophysa dalaica, 1011 nucleotides. RefSeq names its product transcription factor HES-5-like. Gene Ontology annotation, biological process: anterior/posterior pattern specification; regulation of neurogenesis; regulation of transcription by RNA polymerase II. Lineage: Eukaryota; Metazoa; Chordata; Actinopteri; Cypriniformes; Nemacheilidae. Bases 22 to 525 code for a protein of 167 amino acids. The record is from RefSeq and is a predicted model, not a curated record. Gene Ontology annotation, cellular component: nucleus. The transcript has 2 exons. Gene Ontology annotation, molecular function: DNA-binding transcription factor activity, RNA polymerase II-specific; protein dimerization activity; RNA polymerase II cis-regulatory region sequence-specific DNA binding.